Molecule: messenger RNA, 1098 nt
Organism: Arabis nemorensis
Lineage: Eukaryota; Viridiplantae; Streptophyta; Magnoliopsida; Brassicales; Brassicaceae
Source: the annotation of a GenBank genome assembly
AUGGGAAGAGCACCGUGUUGUGAGAAGAUCGGAAUAAAGAGGGGACGGUGGACGGCGGAGGAAGAUCAGAUUCUCUCCAACUACAUUCAAUCCAACGGUGAAGGUUCUUGGAGAUCUCUCCCCAAAAAUGCCGGAUUGAAAAGGUGUGGAAAAAGUUGUAGAUUGAGAUGGAUAAAUUAUCUUAGAUCGGACCUCAAGCGUGGGAACAUAACUCCAGAAGAAGAAGAACUCGUUGUUAAAUUGCAUGCCACUAUGGGAAAUAGGUGGUCACUAAUCGCGAGUCAUCUACCAGGGAGAACAGACAACGAAAUAAAAAAUUAUUGGAACUCUCAUCUAAGCCGUAAACUCCACAACUUCAUCAGAAAGCCGUCGAUCUCUCACGACGUUACCGCCGUAAUCAUGAACGCUCCUCCUCCUUCGCCGCGGCCAACGACAAAACGUAGACCAGGGAGAACCAGCAGAUCCGCUAUGAAACCCAAAACCCUAAACCCAAAAAUUCGAAAAACAAAGAAAACGUCUGCACCGCCGGAGCCAAACGUCGACGUAGCGGUUAAAGCGGUGGCGGAAGAAGAAACAUUAAUGAUGGAGUUAAGUGGUGGAGCCGAGGCUGAGCUAAGGCCAUGUGACUACUACUACGGAGAUUGUUACGAUAAUAAUAAUAAUCUCGUGAGUAUUAAUGGCGAUAAUGGAGUUUUAUCCUUUGAUGAUGACAUCAUUGAUCUUUUGUUGGACGAGUCAGAACCAGGCCACGUGUUCACAUCGUGUGGUGGUGAAGUCGAUAUAAGAGACUCUGAAGGAACAAGAGGGACGUCGAACCAAGAGAAUUUAGACUGUCUUCAAUCAUAUCCGUCGGUGGAAUCGUUUCUUAACUUGGACAAUCAAGUCAACGAUGGAGAUGAGUUUAUUGAUUGGGAUUGUGUAUGUGAACAAGGUAAUGAUGGUAACCUUUGGAACGAGAAAGAGGGUCAUGACUCAAUGGUGUCGUGGCUUUUGGACGGUGAUGAUGAGACCACGAUAGGGAAAAGUAAUUGCGACAAGUUUGGAGAAUCGUUAGAUCUCGACGAAGAUAAUGCAUUGGUCGCUUGGCUUUUGUCUUGA